Angiostrongylus costaricensis is the source of this 1287-nucleotide messenger RNA. The record is from the annotation of a GenBank genome assembly. Lineage: Eukaryota; Metazoa; Nematoda; Chromadorea; Rhabditida; Metastrongylidae.
AUGUUGUUGUAUUAUCUGGCGGCUAUAUUCAAGGGUCUUCAUCCGAGGGUAGAUGAUGAUUUUGUCGAUAAGUUGAAUUAUCAUUAUACAUCAGCGAUAAUCUUCGCAUUCGCCAUUAUCGUUUCCGCCAAGCAGUAUGUUGGAUAUCCGAUUCAAUGUUGGGUACCUGCGCAGUUUACCGAUGCUUGGGAGCAGUACACGGAGAACUAUUGCUGGGUUGAAAACACAUACUAUUUACCGCUGACUAGUGCUUUUCCUUUGGAAUAUGGAGACCGAAGAGCUCGUCAGAUCAGCUAUUAUCAAUGGGUUCCAUUUGUAUUAGCGUUGGAGGCUCUGUGCUUCUACGUUCCCUGCAUAAUGUGGCGUGGUCUCCUUCACUGGCAUUCAGGAAUUAACGUGCAAUCCUUAACGCAAAUGGCAUGUGAUGCUCGAAUGAUGGAUGCGGAUGCAAGAGCUGCCACAGUCCAGACAAUUGCUGGACACAUGGAAGACGCGUUGGAAAUUCAACGAGAAGUCACUGACGUAUCCGGGUUAUGUGUAUCGAAACGAUGGGGAAAUUAUGUCACGUGUCUCUACGUGUUUAUUAAGAUGUUAUAUUUAGGAAAUGUUGUUUUACAAGUUUUUAUCUUGAAUAGUUUUCUUGGUACCGAUAACUUAUUUUACGGCUUCCAUAUUUUGAAAGAUCUCCUUAAUGGCCGAGAAUGGGAAGUUAGCGGUAAUUUUCCUCGUGUAACGAUGUGUGAUUUCGAGGUUCGCGUGCUGGGUAACGUGCAUCAUCACACCGUCCAAUGCGUUCUCAUGAUCAACAUGUUCAACGAGAAGAUUUUCUUGUUUUUGUGGUUCUGGUAUUUUAUGGUGUCGGUAGUGUCAGUGACCUCUAUGUUACAUUGGAUUCUCAUUUCAUUUUUACCUGGUCAGCAUAUGAAAUUUAUUCGGAAGUACUUGCGAGCAACGGAUCUUGCCACUGAUCGACAAUCGGUGAAGAAAUUUGUGCAUAAAUUUCUCGGUUUCGAUGGUGUGUUCUGCAUGCGAAUGAUAUCAGCUCAUGCUGGCGAUAUCAUGGCUACCGAACUGAUUGUUGCUCUCUGGCAUAACUUCAACGAUCGAGUCCGCAAGAGCCCCAUCGAGAUGUUUGAAGGAGGCGUGACUCAAUCACCGAGCAAACUUGACGCGAACUUCAAGACAUGGCUACUUGGUCAGACGAGAGCGAAGCCGCCAUUUGACGGCUCGAAUCCAACUCGCGGCAAGAAAAGACGCAAAUCUGAUGGCUACUUCACAUUCGUCUGA